Molecule: messenger RNA, 2961 nt
Organism: Portunus trituberculatus (swimming crab)
Lineage: Eukaryota; Metazoa; Arthropoda; Malacostraca; Decapoda; Portunidae
Product: alpha-ketoglutarate-dependent 2,4-dichlorophenoxyacetate dioxygenase-like
Exons: 9
Coding region: 187-1059 (290 amino acids)
Molecular function (GO): oxidoreductase activity
Source: RefSeq, a predicted model, not a curated record
UGCUGUUGUAAAGGGUUCAGCACGUCUGUCGAGUGUCGUCUCCGGUCUCUCUUGACAACGGCGGUGGCGAGUGUUGACUGGUGGGGUGGACUGCGGCAAACGGGACCACAACACCGUGCACCGAGAUCCUUGUUAGGAGCUGUGUCACAAAUUUGGCGUCACACACUAAGGGCACACAAACUCCACAUGGCUACUCAGCAAGGCAGCCACAACUACUACCAACUAACGCCUGGAAAACUUGGAUGUGAAGUUCGGAACUUUGACCUGAAGAAGGACGUACCUGCAGAAGUUAUUGCAGCCAUUAAGGAGGAUGUAACCAAACAUAGGAUUCUGAUUUUCAAGGACCAAGGUAUUAUCAGUGGAGACCGACAUGUAGAAAUUGCAAGAUGGUUUGAGGAGCCAGACUCAACCUUUUAUAAACACCCACGAUCUCCGCAUCCUGAUGUAUUCCGGGUCUCUAAUGACCGCACAGAGGGCUGCACAAAUGUGGGACGAACAGGCUGGCACAUUGAUGGCAGUUUUCAGCACGCUCCCUUUGGUUAUGCAUUGUAUCAUAUGGUCAGCGUUCCUAAGAGUGGCCCAACUGUGUUUUGUCCACUGACUGAACUCAUAGAACAGCUUCCUCUUGAGCAACGAGUGCGGUGGGAACGUCUCUACAUGAUAAGUGACCGUCGAUCGGGUCCCAUUCAUCCCUUGAUAUACUCACAUCCACUCACCAAAAAGAAGGUGUUGUGUUUUCAUUUGGGCAUGACUGAGUCUUUUGUGUGGGACUACAAUACUCCCCAGCAGAGACUCACAAAAGAUGAAGAGACUUACUCAAUCCUCCAAGAAAUUCAUAAGGAGAUUGUCAAGAAUAAAGACACCCUUCAGUAUAGGCAUGAGUGGAGUGUGGGAGACUUCAUCAUAUCUGAUAAUCUGUCUGUAGCACAUGAGGCUGCCCCAGAAACUCAGCUGUCCCGCAAGGAAGUGGGACUCAGGGUGCUGCACAGAGUCACCACCAAGGGACAAUCACCACCAGUAAAACUUUAUGAUUAUAAAAAGGAACUUGGUGUGAAGUAGGCAUUCACCUUAUGAACAGAUACACAUCUUGGAAUUUGUCAGAGAAUGUAAGAUAUUCAGGUGAGAAAAAUACUAUUUGAUGAAGGAGUGAGGGUGGCAAGGAGCUUGUUCACUAUUAUUACACUUCUACAAGCAGAUAUGUGUGGGAUAACAGAAGCACAGCUGAGAUACUACUCAAGUGUGUAAUACCAUGGAACCAAGUCAGCAGGUAGCAAUCUAUCAUAUUGACAGUUCUAAUACAAUACAAAAAUGUUUUAAUAGAAAUUUUUAAUUCCAGAUAACAUGCAAAUAAAGUUGUCAGAUAGCUGGACAUCUUGUUCACAUUCAUUCUUAUUAGGUCACAUUCCAGCUGGCCAGACUGUAUGUAUUCAGACAAUGCAUUAAACUCAUUCCCCCUGUCUGGCCAAUUUUAUCCAUGCAUUAUGGCACCAUCCAAGAGAAAGAUGCUUUUUUAUUUGCAGAAAUUGGAGAUGAUAAAGAACAAGGUGUCAGUGUUGUAGCCAGUGGCAUAGUGAGAGAUAAAUUUACAUGGGGCGAAACAUGAAAAUGCCGCCCCUGAAAGUAAUUAAAAUGUGAGAUUAGGUAUACACUUUUUUAUCAUGUAUACAUAUAUAAACUAAAUCAAUAUUUUGCAGGCCUUCAAUUUUGUAAAGUAUAAGAUAACUGUCUGAACAUCACUAUUCUCAGUAGUGUCGCUUGUGCUGGGCCCCCUGAGAAAUGUGCCACCAUGGACUUUCACCCUGCUCACCCCCCUAUCAUAAUGCCAUUGCUUGUAGCUCAAUUUAAAAGGUGUACAAGAGAGGAGGCAAACUUUUUUGUACAUUCAUGACUACUAGAAACUCAUGAACUCUACCACUCAAUAUUCUCUUUACAGCUUGAGAGACUAAAGCUUCUAGGAACAGUAUCAUAGUGGAAGCACAAAACAAGCAUUUAGUGGAAACAGUUUGCCAAAGUGAUUGUCAAGUGUUCUUACAUGCUUCUCUACUGCAUCCGUCUUAUUCAUGAAAGUUUCUAUAUGCAAUGACACUAACUAUUAUCAGUGCUUAUAAUAUUUCUAAAUAAUAUAUGCAAAUACUUGCCUCCCAGCACUCUUGUAGACAAAUACUGUUGCUGCUGUUAACAUUGUCAGUUGCAGUUGUGAGAGCAAACUUAAUAAGCAUGAUCUCUUAUGUAUAUAUAUAUAUAUAUAUAUAUAUAUAUAUAUAUAUAUAUAUAGAGAGAGAGAGAGAGAGAGAGAGAGAGAGAGAGAGAGAGAGAGAGAGAGAGAGAGAGAGAGAGAGAGAGAGAGAGAGAUUAUCAAGUAGGAGUGAGUGAGUGAUUUAGGUUAGGGGCCACAACAGUCAUGUGGCACUGCAGUGAAAGUCAUCAUUAGGACACGAGUUCAUAAGUCAUUCUUCAUUUAGUUAAUUUAAUUACUGGUACGUACUCACAUGCCCUAGUCUUACUAAAAGACAUAUUGCCUAACUUGCAAUAAGAUUAAUAUAUCACUUCAUCUGUAUAGAAUAUAUUGCAAUAAGACUCAUUUUAUCCAUAUAGAAUAUAGUAUAUAGUAUCCUAUUUUUUCUUCUUAAAACAUAGUGUAAGGUUUUUGGAAAUGCUGUCAUCCAUCACUAUUUUCUACCGUAUGAUGCACUGAACAAUUGUGUAUUGGUAGUAAAAGGUUUGUUUUACUUGAUGACCGCCAUGUGACAGUAACUGCAGCUAAUUAUUGAUGUCGAACUUCUGCAACUCAUCUGUGUUUUGAGUAAUAUUUACUGUGACACUCUUACACAAAUCAAUGUGUUUUUAUGACAUACAGUAUACAUGUGAUUUAUUGGAAGCUGUGAUAAGGUUUUAUGUUUUUGUUUUUGGAAAUGUAUGCGUGGUAUUGUACUGAGGAAUUGAAUAUAUUUUAUUGCUUAA